AUGAUGUGUUGGAAGGUCCUGAGAGUCAGUCUGGUGGUCCUGGCUGGGUGGGCAUUCAGUACCACCAACUCAGAGCUGGGCUGGACACGCAAAAAAUUCCUGGCCCAGAGGGAACAACUGAACCAGGUGUUGGAAGAGGAACACUGUUGGCUGGGGACUAAGAUUCGAAGGCCCAGAACUGCUCCUCAGCAUCAUCUCUUUGGGGUCUACCCAAGCCGACUCCAAAGCUACCCAAGGCCCUAUGCUGUGGGGAAGAAGCAAACCCAGUAUGGAGGAUGGAGUCAACCAGGCAUGGAGAGACAGGCAUCAAGCGUGGUUCCCCGAGACCUGACUGAGAACCCAGCAGGAGUGAGGAGGGAGCCUGAGCCGCCCGCUGCCCUGUGGGUAGGGGAUGGUCCUAUUGGGCAAUCAGAGCUGCUGAGAGAUGAUGACACUUAUCUUGGCAACGGAGGAUCCAAGGAGGCUCUAGGUGAGCCUGAGACUCGGGGAAGCUCAGAAACUGCUGCCUCCACCAUCACCACCUUUGCGUACCAGAAAAGACCCACAGCAGAGACCCGGAGGAAGGGCCAGGCCAGGUCUAGGCUUCCUCGCCAACUGCUGAAGAGGCAUGCAGAAGACAGGACCAGAGACCCCCAGAAUGCCCCUCUAGAUUUCCAGCUCUGGCCUAAGGACCCCCUCAAGCACGGAGUUAGUGACAGUCCAUUGGAGGGCACCAUCCAAAAUGGUGGAGGGGUCUCUACCUGGGGAGCAGAGACCUUUAACCCUCAAGAAGGACUGCCUGUACUGUACUUCUCUGGGAAGAGGGAGCGGCUGCUGCUGCGUCCAGAAGUGCUGGCUGAGAUUCCCCGGGAGGCGUUCACAGUGGAAGCCUGGGUGAGACCAGAGGGAGGACAGAACAACCCAGCCAUCAUUGCAGGUGUAUUUGAUAACUGCUCCCAUACAGCCAAUGACAAGGGCUGGGCCCUGGGGAUCCGCUCAGGGAAGGACAAGGGGAGGAGAGAUGCUCGCUUCUUCUUUUCUCUCCGCACUGACCGGGUGAAGAAAGCAACAAUUGUGACUGGCCACAGCCGCUACCAGCCAGGCACGUGGACUCACGUGGCAGCCACUUACGAUGGACAGCAUAUAGCUCUGUAUGUGGAUGGCACUCGAGUGGCUAGCAGUCCUGACCAGUCUGGUCCACUGAACAGCCCUUUCAUGGCAUCCUGCCGCUCUCUUCUCCUGGGAGGGGACAGCUCGGAAGAUGGGCAUUAUUUCCGUGGAUAUCUGGGUACACUGGUCAUCUGGUCGACUGCUCUCUCACAAGCCCACCUCCAGCACAGUCCCCAGCACCCAAGUGGAGCAGAUGAGUUGACCACCUUGAUCCUGACAGCCACUUUCGACCCUCUGAAGGAACAGUGGGCCCCCUUCAGAGAUGAGUCUUAUCCCCGGCUUGAGGUUCUCCAGGACUCUGAGUCACAACCUGAGAUUCUGUCACCUUUGCAGCCCCCACUUUGUGGGCAAACAGCUUGCGACAAUGUGGAACUGAUCUUCCAGUACAAUAAGCACGGGCCCCUUCGGGGAGAGAAAGUGAUUCGCUACCAGGUGGUGAACAUCUGUGACGAUGAGGGGCUCCAUCCCACUGUGAGUGAUGACCAGAUCCGCCGGCAGCACGUGGCACUGAAUGAGGCCUUUAGCCGCUACAACAUCAGCUGGCAGCUGAGUGUCCACCGGGUCCACAACUCCACCCUGCGCCACCGGGUCGUGCUCGUUAACUGUGAGCCCAGCAAGAUUGGCAAUGACCACUGUGACUCCGAGUGUGAGCAUCCACUCACCGGCUACGACGGGGGCGAUUGCCGCCUUCAGGGCCGCUGCUACUCCUGGAAUCGUAGAGAUGGACUCUGUCACGUGGAGUGCAACAACAUGCUGAAUGAUUUUGAUGACGGGGACUGCUGCGAUCCUGAAGUGACUGAUGUCCGCAAGACUUGCUUUGACCCGGACUCACCCAAGAGAGCAUACAUGAGUGUGAAGGAGCUGAAGGAGGCCUUGCAGCUCAACAGUACUCAUUUCCUCAAUGUCUACUUCGCCAGCUCAGUUCGGGAGGAACUUGCAGGUGCUGCCACAUGGCCUUGGGACAAAGAAGCCGUCAGUCACUUGGGUGGUGUUGUCCUCAACCCAGCCUAUUACGGCAUGCCGGGCCACACCAACACCAUGAUCCAUGAGGUGGGACAUGUCCUGGGACUCUACCAUGUAUUCAAAGGAGUCAGUGAAAAAGAAUCCUGUGAUGAUCCCUGUAGAGAGACAGUGCCAUCCAUGGAGACAGGAGACCUCUGUGCUGAUACUGCUCCUACACCCAAGAGUAGGCUGUGUCGGGACCCAGAGCCAGCUAACGACAUCUGCGGUCUUACCCACUUCCCAGGGGCUCCAUUCAGUAACUACAUGAGCUACACAGAUGAUGAGUGUACCGACAGCUUCACCCCUAACCAGGUGGCCCGGAUGCAUUGCUAUUUGGACCUUGUAUACCAGCAAUGGAGCGAAAGCAGAAAGCCCACCCCCAUUCCUAUCCCACCCAUGGUUAUUGGGCAAAACCACACGUCCCUCACUAUCCACUGGCUGCCUCCAAUUAGUGGGGUGGUCUAUGACAGGGCCCCUGGCAGUACAUGUGAUGCCUGUACUGAAGAUGGGACAUUUCAUCAGUAUGUAUACAAGGCUUCCUCGGGGCGGGUGUGUGACUCUUCAGGUUACUGGACUCCAGAGGAGGCUGUAGGGCCUCCUGAUGUGGAUCAACCCUGUGAGCCUAGCUUGCAGGCUUGGAGUCCUGAGCUCCACCUGUACCACAUGAAUAUGACUGUGCCCUGCCCAGCAGAAGGCUGCAGCUUGGAGCUGCUUUUCCAACACCCGGUCCAAGCUGAUACCCUCACACUCUGGGUCACUUACCUCUCCAUGAACUCUUCCCAGGCACUCUUUGACAUAGAGAUCUUGCUAGAACUCAAGGAAUCUGUACACCUUGGUCCCUUGAACACUUUUUGUGACACGCCGCUCACCAUCAAACUCCACGUGGAUGGGAAGGUCUUGGGAGUGAAAGUCUACACGUUUGAUGAACGAAUGGAAAUUGAUGCUGCUCUCCUGACUUCUCAGCCCCAUAGCUCCCUGUGCUCUGGAUGCAGGCCUGUGAGUUAUCAGGUACUCCGAGAGCCUCCUUUUUCCAGUGGCCUGCCCAUGGUGGUGACACACCCACACAGGAAGUUCACAGACAUGGAGGUCACACCUGGGCAGAUGUAUCAGUACCAAGUACAAGCUGAAGCUGGAGGGGAAAUUGGAGAAGCUUCACCUCCUCUGAGGCAUGUUCACGGAGGCCCUUACUGUGGAGAUGGGAAGGUGACAAGGAGUAUUGGAGAAAUGUGUGACGAUGGAGACCUGUUGAAUGGAGACGGGUGCUCCCGAGUGUGUGCACUGGAGGAAGGCUUCAACUGCGUGGGAGAGCCAAGCCUUUGCUACAGGUAUGAGGGAGAUGGGAUUUGUGAGCCUUUUGAGAAGGAAACCAGCAUCAUAGACUGUGGCCUCCAUACUCCUGAAGGACACUUGGACCAGUGGGCUACCCAGGCAUAUUCCUACCAUGAAGACAAGAAGAAGUGUCCUGCUUCUCUGGUAACAGGAGAACCUCAUUCGAUGAAUUGUACUACGCAUCAUCCAGACUCAUCCCCCCACCAUCUUCUUCCUGGAUGGUUUCCCUGUGUCUUCAGUUUGAAGAGAGCCCAGAAUGAAGGCAGUGAGCAGUCUGAAGACAGCCUGCAGAAAGACAACGAGAUUUGGCUCGAAGUGUGUUUUGCUAGACCAGGAGUUGCAGCAGCACUUUUCCUUUUCUUGGCAUCUGAUGGCCUGGCCCCUGGGAAGCAUCAGCAGCCAACAGUGACCGUCUACCUGGUUGAUGUCAGUGGAAGCAACCACUCGCUUGGAACCUAUGAACUGUCAUGUCAACAUAAUCCACUGGUUGUCAAUGUGAGCCACCAUGCGAGUAUCUACCCCCACCACACCUCGUCCGUGCUGCUGAAUUUGUCAUCCCCCUUGGUGGGGAUCUCAGCAGUGGCUCUAAGGACAUCCUCCCACACCAGUUCUUCAGCUCCCAGUAACUGCAACCCAGAGCAAAACCAUCAGGGACAAAGCUGUGCCCAACGACCAUGUGGAGAACAGGGAAGAUGUGCACCAUUGCAGCUUGACCAUGCAGACAUGGUAAAUUGUACCUCCAGUGGCCCAGGUCACAUGAAGUGUGCCAUCACUUGUCAAAGGGGGUAUGUACUUCAGAGCAGCAGUGGGCAGUACUUCAGGCACAUGAAGAAAGGGAUUCUCCUCACUUGUUCCUCUGGCCACUGGGACAAGGAUGUGAUCUGCAUGCGCAUUGACUGUGGUGUCCCCGAAGCAUCCUUGGUGAACUAUGCAAACUUCUCCUGCUUGGAGGGUACUGACUUCCUGAAACGCUGUUCCAUCUCGUGUGUCCCACCAGCCAAACUCCAAGGACUGAGCCCAUGGCUGACCUGUCUGGAAGAUGGACUCUGGUCUCUCCCUGAAGUCUACUGCAAGUUGGAAUGUGAUGCUCCUCCAGUUAUUCCAAAUGCCAAUUUGCUUCUGCCACAUUGCCUAGAGGGCAGCCACGAUGUGGGCACCAUCUGCAGAUAUGAGUGCAAGCCGGGCUACUACGUGAUGGAGAGUGCAGGGAGCCAAGGACGGAAUAAGUUCCUGAAGAUCCAAUGCCUGGAUGAUGGAACCUGGGAACAGAGGAGCUGCAGCCCAGUGGUGUGCGAGCCUCCUUCUCCUGUCUUUGAAGGCAUGUAUGAGUGUACCGAUGGCUUCAAACUGGACAGCCAAUGUGUACUCAACUGCAACCAGGAAACGGAAACGACUCCCAUCCUCUGCACUAAAGAAGGGCUGUGGACCCAGGAAUUCAAGUUGUGUGAAAACCUGCAAGGGGAAUGCCCGCCACCCCCUUCAGAGCUGAAUUCUGUGGAGUACAAGUGUGGACAGGGAUACGGGAUUGGUGCGGUGUGUUCUCCAUUAUGCGUCAUCCCCCCUAGUGAUCCUGUGAUGCUGCCAGAGAACGUGACUACUGACACUCUGGAGCACUGGAUGGAACCUGUCAAAGUCCAGAGCAUCGUGUGUACUGGCCGGCGCAAGUGGCACCCAGACCCCUCCCUGGUCCAUUGUAUUCCAUCAUGUGAGCCUUUCCAAGCAGACGGCUGGUGUGACACUAUCAAUAACCGGGCCUAUUGCCGCUACGACGGGGGAGACUGCUGCUCGUCCACACUGUCCUCCAAGAAGGUCAUUCCAUUUGCUGCGGACUGUGACCAGGAUGAGUGCACCUGCCGAGACCCUAAGGCAGAGGAAAAUCAGUCACUCUAGGACCAGAGGCCAACCUCUCUGCCCUGGAGGCAGAUUAAGAGAGAGAGGCUCCCACCGCAGGAUGCAAAGGGUGAAUGAACAAUCCAGGUCCUACGGCUGAAGGAGCGCCUAGAAUGGAGAGUCAUUAAGACAUGCAAGAGAAUGUUUGUGGGUGCCAAUUAAUGCAUUACAUAGGCCAAGCAGGGAGGAAUUAGAGGCAAAGGUGUCUGUAAAAGAAAACAGUUGAUUAAAAAAGGAAGGAGAAAGGUGACAGACAGGAUCCCUCUUCCCUGUUUGUCCUCUGCUUCACCCUUUUCUCAGCUCUCACUCUCUUCCCCACUCUGCACGCUGUCAGUGGCUCAGCCCCACCCACCGUGGAAAACAGCAUCAGAAUAUUAGAAGAUAAACUGCCAGGGACACUCUGUUAAUCCCCAUUUCAGAUGGACUGUCAUCUUUCAGGGCUCAUCUACUCUAAACUGACCCUUUGCCUUUCUUUUGAGUAGUCUCUCUUAAGUAAUGAAGUUAGCUACGUCUUUGUAAGUAUUUAAACAUAAUUAUAUAAAUAUAUUAUAUAUUUUGCUGUUUACUAAGCUAAAAGUUAUUCAUUGUUCCACACAUGCUGCUGUGAAGUUCAUGUCCAGAUGGAUACUGAAGCUUCGAGGACAGAAAGGUCCUUUUGCCGUCCUUCUAUUGAUCGGGAUUGGCAGUUUGGCAGGUAGAGGAAAGAGGAAAUUCAAUUCUGGAUUCUGGCCUGUCAACUGAGCAUCAUUUUAUGAUCUGGGAGCUGGGCCUACUGAAGGGAGGUAGAUUUGGCAUGCUAAGAGCAAGAGGCAUGGAAAGUUACAAAUGGGAACCCAUUUGGCAGCGGUCUAGUAGAACUAGACAAUGGUUUCUAAGUAUCAGCGAAAGGAACACACAAACCUCCCCUUCUCAGAAUUCUAUUAGAGCUGGUGAAGUCCAGGGUCUUUUCCACUCCUUCGUGCACCUAGUCCAAGUGUAGCUGCCAGCCAGUCAGUCCGGAAGUUUGUAUUAGGGCUCAUUCUCCGAACACCAGGCUUACAGGAACUUACACCCUCUUCAUACUUGGCCAGUGGUUGGUGUUUCUCCUUGUUAGAAGUCCCAAAGUCUGGCCGUCAUUCACAGCCACAUCACCAGCUCUUGACUUUCUGAGAAAAGCAAAAACUUUGGAAACCCAGUAAGGGAAAGGUAACAAGCGAUGAAAGAAUUGAGAGGGAUGGAGGCAUCAAGACUGUCAGAGAGGCUGAGAGGUCAGGAUUAAAGCAGGGUGGAGGAUAAGAGGACAGAAUGAUUGAGGAAGUCCCUGUUCCAAGGCUCCAGAGGAAGCCAGAGUGAUCCUCUGAGCGACAAGAUAAAUUGUAUUCAAGUGGCAGCACCUAAAGUUUGCAGCAACCCAGCAAGGGAACCUGGGAAAAUGUGGAGCGAGGGUGACACUCUGUGGGGAGAAAGAAGAAUUUCAGCUAUUUAGGGUCCAUUUUGUUAUCUUUAUUAUUUUCUUGUUCAGUAGCUGUAUGGACUACACACAAAUCAAUCACAUUCAAUAGCUAUCUGAACUACACACAAAUCAAUCACAUUCAAUAGCUAUAUGGACUACACACAAAUAGAUCACAUUAAAUAGCUAUAUGGACUACAAACAAAUCAGUCACAUUCAAUAACUAUACGGACUAUACACAAAUAAAUCACAUUCAAUGCUAUAUGGACUACACACAAAUCAGUCACAUUAGCUCUUCUGUUUCCACCCAUCUUGGGCUCACAUUUCCCCAUGAGAUCUGACCUAGCUCUGUGUUCUUAUAACAGUUUCUGUAUCAGACCCAGAAAGUUAGUUUUUCCUGUUCAACAUUGGUCUUGUCCUCUUUCAAAGGCUCUGAGCUCUGUCUCCCCCUAAUUUUUUCUUCAGUGGAAACUGAGAGCAGACAAAUUUUGAAGCCAUCUCUGGAAUCUCCACAGCCUCUCCUUGUGUUCUCCCUAUUUUUUAUUAUCAGUGAAGUAACUGAUCUAUAAAAGGAGAAAGGCAACAUUAUUAACCAUCAUCAGCACAUCACCCCUGCUGUACACAAGAAGAGCAAUAUUCUGCAAUGACUGUGGAUGCAGCAGUGUACACAUGCUUACUUAUGGGUGAAUCAAAUAAGGACAACAGAGUCACCGAGAUAGAAAAGAACAGAGUUUAUUAAUCCAAAAAUCCUUUAUUGCCUCUAUUCCUAAUUACAAGGUACACAGUUGCUUAAAUACUGUUCACUGUCUGGGUCACCCUUAAUGCCCUCAGUCAGGAGAGACAACUCAUGUAUUUUUGGAUCCUGAUACAUUUAAAACAGAAAGAA
Messenger RNA from Myodes glareolus (Bank vole), 7685 nucleotides. It is a transcript of the gene Pappa2, whose product is annotated as pappalysin 2. NCBI's taxonomy places the organism in Eukaryota, Metazoa, Chordata, Mammalia, Rodentia, Cricetidae. Gene Ontology annotation, molecular function: metalloendopeptidase activity; protein binding. Gene Ontology annotation, biological process: proteolysis; cell surface receptor signaling pathway. The record is from RefSeq and is a predicted model, not a curated record.